CCAAAAUUGUGUUUUAAAACAACAUUUUGGAUUCAAAGAAUAUCAUCUUCUUCUUUAAGGGUAAGUUGACCAAACCAGAAAGGCAGAUAAACAAAUUCUGCGGACUCUAAAUCUUCCCUCUAAAUGUUGGAUGAUAUCAACCUUGUGAAGGUCUGAAAUGAUUGAAGUUAUUAUGAACGAAACCUUCUUUCUGCAAGAUCUGCCAUGCCAUCAACAGUGGUUAUUGAAUUUCUUCCAUCAUGUGGAUCUCAUCAAUAACAUGAUCCUCAAGACUUUCCAGAGAUCCCCUUCAGUGUCUUAACACAAGAUUCUUGGCUGCAUGUCUCCAUGCUCCAGAGAUAGAUACAAGGUAAAAAGGUAACACACAGAAUCCAUCUCAGUUUAAAGUUUGGUCAUGGUUGUGCUCCUUUCUUUUAUUCCAGCAAAAGACAGUCUUUUAGUUAAAGCAUGGCCUAGAAGUCCUAGCACUUUAUUAUACUUAAAUUAUUGCAUGACAUUUUUGUUUUUAUUAUUAUCCCAACUAGUAAGCUCGUGGACACUGGAAUUGUAUAAUAAUGAUACAAACAUAAUGAUGCUGAUUAAGCCAUUGAGUCAUUCUUUAGAAAUUAAAGUCAUUCUUUAUAAUUAAAAAGUAAAAUGAUGUCAUUAACAUAUAGAAAUAUGGCAAAACAAGCAGGCCUUUUUAUUUGUUCCUUGUGCUAAUGUGCUCUUACGCUUGUUUUAUACAUUGGAGUGAAAGAUAGGGAUUGGGUUAGAGUCCCAGGUUGCCAAAUGGCAAAAAAACAUAUUUGUGCAUGUUUGUUUUUCGAAUGUUUUGGACGGUAAAUUUGUAGGAAUUGCCAACAAAGAGAAUCUGUAUCUGGAAGUUAUGGAGACCUAGCAUUGAUUGUUGUUUGAUUCCAGUUCUUUUCCAGCACAUUUAUGAGUCCAGGAGUUGGACACUUGAGCUUUGAACUACGCCCUAGCCUUGUCUCCCUCGUAAAGAAGAAGAGUAGUAACAAGGUUAAGUCUAAAACUAUUUAAUCAGGAAGUUGUUGAAAAGUGAUUUUCAGAGAAAAAAAAAAGUAUAAAGAUGUCAACUAUGU
Molecule: messenger RNA, 1085 nt
Organism: Rubroshorea leprosula
Lineage: Eukaryota; Viridiplantae; Streptophyta; Magnoliopsida; Malvales; Dipterocarpaceae
Source: the annotation of a GenBank genome assembly